UUCUUUUGAGCAAGCUCUUCCUCUUCCUCCUUAGCAAGCACCGCCUCGAGAAGGUCCCCGCCUGCUCGCUGGGUGGCAUUUUCCCGCCUUGCUGGAGAAGCUGCCACAGGGAUCUUUGGUCUGAGCUUAAAGCAUGCUGACAACAAAAGUAUUCACUCUGGUCCUGGUGGUGCAACCACGGCGAGUCUUGCUGGGCAUGAAAAAACGUGGAUUUGGGGCUGGGCUCUGGAACGGAUUUGGAGGGAAGGUGCAGUCUGGCGAGACAGUUGAGCAGGCAGCAAAAAGGGAGCUAAAGGAAGAGAGUGGACUGAUGGUGGACACCUUGCAGAAGAUGGGACAGAUAACUUUUGAGUUUGUGGGCAACACUGAGCUGAUGGAAGUCCAUAUUUUCCGCACCGACAGUUUUCAAGGAGACCCCACGGAAAGCGAUGAAAUGCGUCCACAAUGGUUUGACCUGGACCAGGUGCCUUUCAAGAACAUGUGGCCAGAUGAUAUCUACUGGUUUCCUCUUCUGCUCCAGAAGAAGAAGUUCCUUGGCUACUUUAAGUUCCAGGGGCAGGACACUAUCUUAGAAUACACCCUGAAAGAAGUGGAGAAGAUAUAAGAGCAGACCAAGGACAUUAAGCACUUCAUGGCUGAGAUGUGAACCAUUGGCCAUAUUGGCCGAGAACCAAGCAGUUAAGAACUUGACACAAAUGACCCUUUCCAUCAGCUCCAUGGCGAAGGAAACAACUCUCUCCCGCAAGUGCGAGGCUAGUGACAGAGCAGGGCAGCUGCUCUCUUGCAGGAGACAAAGGGCAACACUUCUUAGGCAUGCACAACUGCCUAACUGCCGAUUGUUCCUAUUUCAACACAUAGGCCAACAAUUUCAUUUUGCAGCAAAAGCCGGGUUAGUGCCUUCUUUAAAUAGUGUUGUCUUUUGUAUCGUGUUUAGGGUCCAGCUCCUCUGUUCUUGAGUAUAUGUUAAACUGGUUGCACGUUAGUGGCUUAGCUUUUUUCUCCUUCCCAGUAGUGGUUAUGGACAGAAGCUGCACAUCCCAAAGGCGACCACUUCUAUGCAGAAGUUUUAUUGACUGUAAUGGCAAGCAGGAAAGAGACUAGUGAGUCGCUUCAGGGCACGAUGCAUCGCUUCCAGGUGUAGUUUGUGUUAAAAAUAAAAGUCCCAAUAUACUGUU
Messenger RNA from Podarcis muralis (Common wall lizard), 1175 nucleotides. It is a transcript of the gene NUDT1, whose product is annotated as nudix hydrolase 1. Lineage: Eukaryota; Metazoa; Chordata; Lepidosauria; Squamata; Lacertidae. Gene Ontology annotation, molecular function: 8-oxo-7,8-dihydroguanosine triphosphate pyrophosphatase activity. The record is from RefSeq and is a predicted model, not a curated record. Gene Ontology annotation, cellular component: cytoplasm. Gene Ontology annotation, biological process: DNA protection.